Molecule: messenger RNA, 1020 nt
Organism: Lagopus muta (rock ptarmigan)
Lineage: Eukaryota; Metazoa; Chordata; Aves; Galliformes; Phasianidae
Gene: PRSS57
Product: serine protease 57
Exons: 5
Coding region: 36-920 (294 amino acids)
Biological process (GO): proteolysis
Molecular function (GO): serine-type endopeptidase activity
Source: RefSeq, a predicted model, not a curated record
UCACAGGAGGUGGUGGUGGCCCACGCUGCAUCAGCAUGCUCUCUGCUCUGCUCAUCCUCAGCCUGGGGGUCUCUGCGCUGGGUCCAACAGGUGCUCACAGCAGUUGGGUCAUCGGGGGAAAGGCAGUGGUGCCACACUCGCGGCCCUUCGUCGCCUCCAUCCAGAUGGACGGGCAGCACUUCUGUGGGGGCUUCCUGGUGUGGCCCAGGUGGGUGAUGACAGCCGCCCACUGCCCCGUUCCCAGGCGCAACCCCUCCGUCCGCGUGGUGCUGGGAGCGCACAGCCUGGAGCAGCCCGAAGAGUCCCAGCAGGAGUUCAGCGUCGAGGAAUCCAUCGCGCAUCCCCUCUACGACCCUCGGACGGUGGACAACGACAUCCGACUGCUCAAGCUGAACCACAUGGCCACGCUGAACGCAUUUGUGAAGCGCAUCCGCCUGCCCCGGCCACACAUCGACCUGAAACCAGGCACCCUUUGCUCCGUGGUGGGUUGGGGGGACAUCUCCAACUACGGCGAGCGGCCCAUCCAGCUGAUGGAAGCCAACACCACCAUCAUCAAGAGGAGCCUGUGUCGGACCCUAUGGAAGGGCCGUGUCUCAGGCAACAUGCUGUGUGGGGCCAGCCGCAAUGCCACGCUGCAGGGCGUCUGUGUGGGUGAUUCUGGGGGACCCCUGGUCUUCAAAGGGAAGGUUUAUGGUGUCGUCUCGUUCUCCGGGGAGAGAUGUGGGGACCGCCGGUACCCCGACAUUUUCACCAGGAUCUCCAACUACAUCGACUGGGUGCAUCAAGUUGUGCUCAGCCAUCGCCAGCCCCAAGGGCAGAAAAAGCACAAACCGGGCCCAGAGGAGGCAGGGGGGACCAAGGAGCAGCAGGGUGGGAAAGGCCAGGCCUCCCACAACCCUCUCCGGCUCCAAGGGCUUUAAUGUUCAAUGGGAACUGACACCAGGGCUCAUCGCUCCUGCCUCAGUUUCCCUACGUGCUCCAAGGCAAUGCAGGAGGCUGAUGGUAGCGAGGAGCUGAGCA